UGGAGCAAGUGGAAGAAGCGGAUGUGUUCGUCCAUGUCAGGCGCGUCGGCAGCGCGGAGGCCGGUCUUUGACGAGAAGGAGGACGUGAAUUUCGACCACUUCCAGAUCCUGCGAGCCAUCGGGAAGGGCAGCUUUGGCAAGGUGUGCAUUGUGCAGAAGCGGGACACGGAAAAGAUGUACGCCAUGAAGUACAUGAACAAGCAGCAGUGCAUUGAGCGUGAUGAGGUCCGCAACGUGUUCCGGGAGCUGGAGAUCCUGCAGGACAUUGAGCAUGUCUUCCUGGUGAACCUCUGGUACUCCUUCCAGGAUGAGGAGGACAUGUUCAUGGUAGUAGACCUACUGCUGGGUGGGGACCUGCGCUACCACCUGCAGCAGAACGUCCAGUUCUCAGAGGACACAGUGAGACUGUACAUCUGUGAGAUGGCAUUGGCCUUGGACUACCUAUGCAGCCAGCACAUCAUCCACAGAGACAUCAAACCUGACAACAUUCUCCUGGACGAGCAGGGACAUGCACACCUAACAGACUUCAACAUCGCGACCAUCAUAAAGGAUGGGGAGAGGGCGACUGCACUGGCUGGUACCAAGCCCUACAUGGCCCCCGAGAUCUUCCAGUCGUUUGUCAGCGGUGGGACAGGCUAUUCUUUCGAGGUGGACUGGUGGUCAGUGGGGGUGAUGGCGUACGAGCUGCUUCGAGGAUGGCGGCCCUAUGAUAUCCACUCGAGCAGUGCAGUGGAGUCCCUGGUGCAGCACUUCAGCACUGUGAGCGUCCAGUACGCCCCAACCUGGUCCAAGGACAUGGUGGCCCUGCUGCGGAAGCUGCUCACAGUGAACCCCGAGCUCCGAGUCUCCAGUCUCCGGGACAUGCAGGCUGCCCCCUUGCUGGCCCGUGUGCCCUGGGAUGACCUGACCCAGAAGAAAGUGGAGCCCGGCUUCGUACCCAAUAAAGGCCGUCUGCACUGCGACCCCACCUUCGAGCUGGAGGAGAUGAUCCUCGAGUCACGGCCUCUGCAUAAGAAGAAGAAACGGCUGGCCAAGAACAAGUCUCGGGACAAUAGCAGGGACAGCUCCCAGUCCGAGAACGACUACCUUCAGGACUGCCUGGAUGCUAUUCAGCAGGACUUUGUGAUCUUUAACCGAGAAAAACUGAAGAGAAGCCAGGACCCCACGGCUGAGCUGUUCCCCACAUCUGAGUCCCAGGACGAGGCUGAGCCACCAGUGAGCAGCGAGGCAUCAGGAUCCCCCGUGCCCAUGUGUGGCCCCCUCUGCCCCUCAGCAGGGAGCAGCUAG
Molecule: messenger RNA, 1287 nt
Organism: Chrysochloris asiatica (Cape golden mole)
Lineage: Eukaryota; Metazoa; Chordata; Mammalia; Afrosoricida; Chrysochloridae
Gene: STK32C
Product: serine/threonine kinase 32C
Exons: 12
Coding region: 22-1287 (421 amino acids)
Biological process (GO): protein phosphorylation; regulation of signal transduction; G protein-coupled receptor signaling pathway
Molecular function (GO): G protein-coupled receptor binding; ATP binding; G protein-coupled receptor kinase activity
Source: RefSeq, a predicted model, not a curated record